Molecule: messenger RNA, 2391 nt
Organism: Xiphophorus maculatus (southern platyfish)
Lineage: Eukaryota; Metazoa; Chordata; Actinopteri; Cyprinodontiformes; Poeciliidae
Product: probable myosin light chain kinase DDB_G0282429
Exons: 5
Coding region: 89-1309 (406 amino acids)
Biological process (GO): protein phosphorylation
Molecular function (GO): protein kinase activity; ATP binding
Source: RefSeq, a predicted model, not a curated record
AGGUGUGGUUUGUCAGGGAUAAAGAGAGACAGCUAUGCAAAAUCAUGUUCAGACCUGACGGACCUUCUUCCCUUCAAGAGCAAAAAGCAUGGCCUGGUCCACAGCAACGCUCGCUAAAGGCUGCUUUGGGAAAAUCUACCGGCAAAAAUACAAUGAUACCUGGGCUGCAGUGAAGAAAGUCCCUCAACAUCUCAUCGAUCGGAAAGAUCUGGAGAGAGAAUGUGAAGUUUACAACAAAGCAGAACAUCCCAACAUAGUGAAGCUUCUGGGCAACAUAACGCUCACUGAUGGUAAAUGGAUUAUUCCACUGGAGUUUAUAUUUGGAGAGGAUUUGGAGACAACUAUCUUCCAGGCAGCAAAAUCCAAAAUACAGUUGACUCCAUCAAUUAGAGCCACCAUCGUUAAUGGUAUGUGUGAAGGGUUGAUGCACCUCCACAUAAACGACAUCGUCCAUCAAGAUCUCAAGCCUGAAAACAUCAUGGUGGAACAUAGCACAAACAGAGCAGUCAUCAUCGACCUGGGACUGGCAAAGUUUUUCAGACAUGGCCUGAACUCGGCCAUAGACAUGGGGAACGAGGCGUACUCAGCUCCGGAGGUUCUCCGGGGGAGAAGCCAGCGAAGUCAGCGUUCAGAUGUCUGGGCCAUGGGGAAGAUCAUCGCUGAGCUCCACGGCCGGGUCCGGCUCCACACGCCCUCCGUCUGUCCUGCCAAAAUCAAGGAGACCAUGCAAGGUCAGCCCUACUGUGACAUUGUGUGCAAGAUGGUGGAGCCGGACCCCAGACAGAGGGCCACCAUGGUUAGCAUCAUAGACGAAAUUCGAGUAACUGGAAGAACAUUAAGAGAUAGCAGUACGCCGCCUAAACAAGACCUCCUGAAGCCACCAUCACAUGAUCACGCCGCCAGACCCAGACCCAGAUCUGCAUCACCAAUGAGAAUGAGGGGAAAUCAGUUACCAGGAAAACGAGAUAAUAAAGGCACAGAUUUAUUGAAAUGGGAGCGGACACCCAGACCAGAAAUCAAACCUCCUCGUGCCCAAAUUGGACUACCCAAGUCUCCCGUCACAAAGCUGGCAGAGAACAGAAACAGACAAGCGGCUGCAGGCGGGGCGGACAUCACGGCCGGCCUCACGAAGCUGAAGUUAAACCACGAACCCGCGAGGGAUCUUCCCAACAAGUUACCGCAAACAGGGAAGGUGAAGGUCCAGCGCGUAGAAAGGAAAAACGGGAAAAUUGAAACGUGGGAGCAGACUGUGGUGACUCAGGAUGGAAAGAUUAUCAAAUAUGAUGAUAUUAAGAUUAGCAGCACAUAAGAUAUUUAGGGUUGAAACUGUUAUGAAUCGAUUAUUGAGAUAAUCAUUACAGUAGAUUCAAAGAUCAGCCCUUCCAAUUAUUUGGAACAGUUAUUAAUCCAAAACUGUACAAAAUGUACACAUUUAUACUUAAAAUAAAAAAAACAACAACAACAUUAUUUGUCUGUAAAUAUGCUCAACCCAGAACUUUAUAAAAGGCCAUUUUAGCUUCACUUGGUUAAAAUGUAGUAAAAACAAAGAAUAAAAACAUAAAAAAUCUUCCAUAUCCAACUUGAAUAUUCACUAUAGAUGCUAUGUUUAUAGUUUUAGGCAAUAAAUUAUGUUCUUACUUAAAAAGAAAUUUGUAUUUUAUAAUACACUUCCAAUAUUAUUUAAAACAAACUUAAGCAGUUAAAUGGAAAAUGUGCAGAAUGUGUAAUUUCUUUAGCAGACUAAUCAUCAAAAUUAUCAAUAGAAAAAUUGAUUACUAAAAUAAUCAUUAGUUACAGACCUAAAUAUCUUUAGGACAAUCUGUAUCUUUAAGGACAAUUGACUUAAAAAAAAAACAAAAGAACUUUUAAGAAAACAUGCAAGUGAAGCUUUCCCGUUAAAUGUUUCUCAGAAACACGAAUGUAACAUGUGAGGGAUAAAUGUUUACAAUAUCUGCAGCCUUUUUAUGACACAACGAUGGUUUAUAGAAACAUAACCAGUAAAAGAUCUGGACAUAAAAAGAGUGAAUUGUUGAAGAGGAGGAAACUCAUCUGCAUAGUUCUGCCCUUCAGUUUGUUCAAGCCUCCACAGUGAGCCUAAUGUUUGUGAAAAGAAAAAAAAAAACUAAAAUAUGUCUUGUGAUCUUUUUUUCCUCAGUGUGUCAACAAGAAGCUGUAAUUUUUUAUUUUUUAUUUUCUACGGUUGUGUUUUUUUCAUUUUACCUGUAGUACAUCUACAUGUGUCACCUUUGUCUCUUUUGUGUUUUAUUUAUUGUCUCUCAUCUAAAACUUGUUCUACAUGCUAGUUUUUUCCAUUUAUCUUACCUGGCAUUUUUUUAUUCAGUUCAUUUGUAGUUGACUCACCUUUUCUGAAUAAAUGCAGUUUCGCUUUGA